AUGUCGAGGGAUCCGCUCGUCGUGGGAAACGUUGUCGGCGACGUGUUGGACCCUUUUACCAAGUCCGCGUCGGUGAGAGUGCUGUACAAUAGUAGGGAGCUGACUAACGGGUCCGACCUGAAGCCGUCGCAAGUAGCGAAUGAGCCAAGGGUCGAGAUCGGAGGGCGUGACAUGAGGAACCUUUACACACUCGUGAUGGUGGACCCUGAUUCCCCAAGCCCUAGCAAUCCAACCAAAAGAGAGUACCUUCACUGGUUGGUGACAGAUAUCCCAGAAACAACUAAUGAAAGUUUUGGAAAUGAGAUAGUAUCUUACGAAAGUCCGCGACCAACGGCUGGAAUACACCGUUUCAUCUUUGUGCUGUUCAGGCAAUCAGUUCGCCAAACCAUUGACCCACCCGGAUGGAGGGCAAACUUCAACACCAAGGACUUCGCAGCACUUUAUAACCUCGGCCCUCCGGUUGCAGCUAUUUUCUUCAACUGCCAGAGAGAGAGUGGCUGCGGUGGCAGAAGGAACCCAUCUGUCGGUGGAUGGAGCUGAUGAUCAAUUGAAGCAUUUCUACAGUUUUCGAGGGAGUUCAUACUCAUACAAGAGGACCAACGAAGAAAGCCAUGAAAACAUUUAAAUUUCAAUUUUAUUUAUCAUAUUAAAUACCUAACCUUGUUCGACUUUUGCUACUGCAUGUACAAGCUCACUCAGUUUUCUGAGGUGAGCAUUUAUGAUUUUUAGCUUGCUUCUCCCUUGCAAAAUGAAAGGAAGAUGUAACAUCUCAGGUCCAAAAUAUGUUCUCUGUUUUAAUAUAUGCCAAGCAAACGAUGACUAAAAGGCAAUUGCUUUAGAAUUGAAUUGGAAUGGCUAACAAAUGGAAUAGCAAUUUUCCUACCUA
This is a messenger RNA of Ananas comosus (pineapple), 886 nucleotides long. RefSeq names its product protein FLOWERING LOCUS T-like. The record is from RefSeq and is a predicted model, not a curated record. NCBI's taxonomy places the organism in Eukaryota, Viridiplantae, Streptophyta, Magnoliopsida, Poales, Bromeliaceae. The transcript is spliced from 5 exons. Bases 1 to 540 code for a protein of 179 amino acids.